AAAUAUAAUGAAAAUUAAAAUUACAUGUAAUAUAGGUUUUAAAAUUUAAAAAGAAAACUACACUGGAAGCUGUGAAAUUCAAGUAAAGUCCAGCUGUGCAACAAUCAAUAGCACGUGCUUCGAAAUGAGGCAGAUGUUAUUUUUUUAUUUUUAUUAUUAAAAUGAAGUUUUGAAAUAGUAUAAUUUUGUAAGUGGUUCAUAACCAUCUGGCUCGUGUUUUUCGCUGGAUAAAUUUCACCGUAUCCGGAUGUCAAUUCAUUUAUGUUUUCCGGGAUUAUUCGACAGAUGAGUUGGUCGAAAAAAAAGAGAAAAUAAUAUAUUUAACAUUUUAAAAUAUUUCGACAUAAUUAAAUUUGAGUUGUAAAGAAAAAAAAAAAAAAAAGAAACAAUGGCUUUUAGACAACCACCAGUUCAAGAUGAAGUUGAACUUGAAACAAUGGCAGAGGCUGAAUUAUCAAGACUUAAAAGACAAUACAGAAUAAUGGAAAAUGAUCGUACAACAUAUUCUGAAAAAGUACGUUUACAAUUAAGAAAUCAAAAAAUUAUGAUUGAACGUCUUGAGCAUGAAAAAGCUGAACUUUAUUUGGCAAUAAAAUCAUCAAAAUCAGAAUCAAAUACUAAAAAAGAUGAAGCAAUGGAUGAAAAAUUAAAAUGUUUACUAGCAAAACGUUCGAAAUACAUGGAAAUGAUAAAAAAUGAAAGACAACAAAUUAAUGAAUUACAAGAACAAAUAAUUAAGGUAUCAAAAGAAGUAACAGCAUUAAAAAUGAAAAUAAAAACUGAUACACAAUCAUUUGAAAUUGCUGAAAAACAUAAUCGAAUGAUUGACAUAUUAGAAAAUCGUUUGGAAGUUGCAACAAAAAGAUUUAAUACUGUUGUUGCUGAAAAUUCAAAAUUACGUGAUAAAAUUGAUAGUCUAUUAAAAGAACGUGCACAAUUUAAUAUACUUUGGGCUAAAAUGAUUGGUCAAUUGAAUACUGGAAAGUCUGUCAUCAAUGAUCUCAUCGAGCAAGCUACGAUUACAUUCAAUCAGCGUGACGAAGAGUUGAAUAAAAUUUACGCUCUACGAGAGAGAGGAGCAAGAGAUUUAAAAGCACAUACAUCAGAAAUGUGUGAACUUCAAAGGACUCUUGAUAAUGAAUUAAAAUUACAAGAAUUUUUAGGAAUUAAAGGACAAUACAGAGAAAUGGCUGAUUUAAAUGCUAAAAAAGAAGCUGAUAAACAAGCUAAGAGUGAAGCAAUGCAAAAUAAAAUUGCAACUUAUACGGAAAUAUUAACUUUGAUUCAACAAUUUACUGGUGAAGAAGAUAUUGAUAAAUUAACAGCACAUUUUCUUAAACAAGAAGAAGAAAAUUUUGCAUUAUUUAAUUAUGUUAAUGAAUUAAAUGACGAAUUAGAAGGUUUACAAACUCGUGUUGCACAAUUAAGAAAUGACAUUAACGAAGCAAGAGCACUUAAUGUACAUCGUGGUUUUCAACAAGCUGAAACAUUAGAUAGAAUUUCUAAACAACUUGAAGAACAAACAGCAAAAGCUGAUGCAGCUGAAGAAAAUCUCAAUGAGUGCAAUGAGGUAAUCAACAAGUUACUUGAAGGCAUUGAGUCUCUAUUUCACAAUAUUCACUGUGAUAAUUCAUCGAUUCUCAAUUUACUUGGUGAUAAUAAUCAUGUUACAAUGAACAAUGUCAUGCUUUAUUUGGGUAUCAUUGAGAAAAGAAUAACCGAGAUAUUUAAUAAAAUUUAUUGGGCUGAUUUAACAAGUGGUAAGCCAGAUGCUGUUCGUUUAGAUGAAGAUAAAAAACCAAAAUUAAAAAUUCCUACAAUCCCACAAAUUGUCCCUACUCAACCUUGCUCCUUAUGCAUAGAAAAAGAAACACUUCAGGUUGUAAAUGAGGGACUUGAAGUACCUUUGUCUCGUGAAAAAAUACAAGAAAAAGUUGAAAUACGUUUGACUGAAGAUAUUUCAGAAAUAAUGCAUAAUGUAUCUGUCUGUCAUUUACCAGGAGCUAAACGAAGUAUUUUUAAAAAUUAAAAAUAAAAUAUUGUGAAUAUUUACUGAAGUAAAACGAUGAAAAAAAAAGUACUCCCACGUUUCAUGAGAAUAAUUUAAUCGAGCGAGACCUUGAUGUGAAAAUUCACAGAUGUUUAAGUUAAUUUAAAAAUUAAAAAAAUUAUCACGAUAAUAAUUUAAUCAAGUUGUUUGGUAUUUUGAUGAUAAACCAUUUAAUUUUGUGAAAAUUUUUAAUUAGCAAAAUUGUUUGUUUUACGUUGAUUAAUCAAUGGGAUCAGCGUCGUUUUUAUCAGUAUAACUUAAUUUGUAUUAAUUUUAGAUUUUUCUUACCUAAUGAUAAUGAUUUUAUUGUCGAUACAACAACAUCUUGUUGAACAGCAACAUCAUCUGUUUUUUAAUGUGGCAAGUUGAUUGUUUGACCAAUCAUAAGUGUAUUUUGUCUUUCUUCUUCUGUUCUAACUUCUGUGGAAAAAAAAAAUCAAAUAAAUUAUUAAUAAUCAAAGUUUAAA
This is a messenger RNA of Aphidius gifuensis, 2517 nucleotides long. It is a transcript of the gene Ccdc114, whose product is annotated as coiled-coil domain-containing protein 63. The transcript has 7 exons. Bases 389 to 2029 code for a protein of 546 amino acids. Lineage: Eukaryota; Metazoa; Arthropoda; Insecta; Hymenoptera; Braconidae. The record is from RefSeq and is a predicted model, not a curated record.